Aspergillus uvarum CBS 121591 is the source of this 2016-nucleotide messenger RNA. Its product is annotated as putative terminal deoxynucleotidyl transferase. The coding region runs from base 1 to 2016 and encodes 671 amino acids. The record is from RefSeq and is a predicted model, not a curated record. Gene Ontology annotation, cellular component: nucleus. NCBI's taxonomy places the organism in Eukaryota, Fungi, Ascomycota, Eurotiomycetes, Eurotiales, Aspergillaceae. The transcript is spliced from 2 exons. Gene Ontology annotation, biological process: double-strand break repair via nonhomologous end joining. Gene Ontology annotation, molecular function: DNA binding; DNA-directed DNA polymerase activity.
AUGUCCGAGACAGACUCUGGCGCAGAACACGACGACCCCGACCCCUCGACACCCGACUUCUCAGCCUGUCCACCAAUCUUUGUCUUGCAGACGCACCUCACCAUCGAGUCCCUGCACGCCAUCGAGGAGGAGCUCGUCCGCCGCAACGCACGGCUCACCUACGACAUCGACGAGCCCGCGCUCAUCCUCGGCAAGCUCAGCCAAGCCAAGCGCGCAGCCCUGGAAUUGCGCACGCUGGGCGUGUGGACUGAGCCAGCCCGAAAGUCGGACGAGCCUCCGCCGGCCAAACGCCGCCGAGGCAAUGGCAAUGCCCUAAGCAAAGAAGCGGAGGUCAUCGACCUCAACACGGAGACGGAGGACGAAGAAGACGGGAUGAGCAGCCAUGCUUCCUCGACGCAUCUCCGCCCUGCCAACCCGACUACAGAGACGCCCACCCUGACAGUAGUCAAACUGGACUGGCUGCACGCCUGCCUCCGCACCAACACCAUCCUCCCAACAGACGAGUACACAGUCUACCACGCGCGACGCAUCGAGCGUCCGCCAGCACCAUCCCCCCCAACCCAGACCCUAAAGGCGCAAACGCAAACCUCCAUUCUGGCCCGCGCCAAAGCAGACGCCUCAAUGCAGCCCCCGGCCCCUCAACCCACACGCCCCUACCAGUCCUACCACCAGCGCCACCACCAAAAGGCGCACCCCCGCACGCAGCCCACGCAGUCCACGCACCCCCCCAAACUCCACCGCACCACCACCUCCGAAGCCGAAGACCUCGGCAACCUCCCACCACCCCCGGCCUGGGUCACCGCACCCCACAACGCCUACGCGUGCCUGCGCUCAACGCCGCUCCACCCGCCCAACGAACCCUUCAUCAACGAACUCCUCACCAUCCGACACAUCCGGGAACUCACCCUCGACGAGAUCGGCGUCCGCGCCUACAGCACCGCCAUCGCAAGCAUCGCCGCAUACCCGUACCCGCUCCGCCGGCCCGCCGAAGUGGCAGGACUACCGGGGUGCGACGCCAAGAUCGCGAACCUGUUUUACGAGUUCCAGCAACAGCAGUCCUCCGCAUCCAGCUCGAUCCUCACCGCCACGCACCCGCUCACCACCGACCCGACGCUGCGCACCCUGCACACCUUCUACAACAUCUGGGGCGUGGGCGCCAAAACGGCCCGGGAGUUCUAUUUCACGCGCGGGUGGCGCUCGCUCGACGACAUCAUCGAGUACGGAUGGGCCAGCCUGAGCCGCGUGCAGCAGAUCGGGGUGAAGUUCUACGACGAAUUCCAGGAAGGCAUCCCCCGGGCCGAAGUCGAGGGGAUUGCGGCGGUGGUGCGACGGCACGCUGAUGCUGUGAUCGCCUCCCGCCGCAACCCCCACGACCAGGGGUUUCGGGCAAAGGGGGUAGAGUGCAUCAUCACCGGCUCGCACCGCCGCGGCAAGCCGUUCUCCGGCGACGUGGACCUGAUCCUCUCGCACCGCGACGAGGAUGCCACGAAGGAUUUGAUCGGGGAUGUGCUGCGCCGGCUGGAGGGGGAGGGGUGGAUCACGCAUACGCUGGCGCUGCAUCAGGGCCAUUCUGCGCGCGAGCAGGCUACUCUUCCUUUUCGGAACGACAGUGCGGUGCACCGGAAGAUGUUUGAUAGUUUGGAUAAGGGGUUGGUUGUUUGGCAGCUCCCUCUGGGGUAUUCUUAUGGGGGCAAGGGGGAUGAGCUGGCGAAGGGAGAGGGCGAGGGGAGUCCGCGCCCGCACCGCCGGGUGGACAUUAUUAUCUCGCCGUGGCGGACGGUGGGGUGCGCGGUGCUGGGGUGGUCGGGGGAUAAGACGUUCGAGCGGGAUUUGCGGCGCUUUGUGAAGCAGGAGCGCGGGUGGAAGUUUGAUUCGAGCGGGGUGCGCGAGCGGAGGAGUGGGGGGUUGGUGGUUGAUUUGGAGGGGGCGGGGGAGACGUGGGAGGAAAGGGAGCGGUUGGUUAUGGAGGGGUUGGGUAUUGGGUUUCGGGGGCCGGGGGAGAGGUGUACUCGCUAG